CUGGACCUAGAUCAGAAGGGGAGGGAGCAGGAUAAGGAGUCAGACAAACUGGCUCUACUCAGUGAGGUGGACAGACACCGUAGGCAGAUGCUCAGUAACCAGACAGUAUGGAAGAAAGCCAACCUGGCCAGUAAACUGUCGCUGGACAACCUGGAGAAGGAAUCUCUUCUCUAUGGAGGAGAUAGUGAAUUUAGACAACGAAAGGUGACCAAAGAGGGCCUGGCCCAGACGUCCAGUGACAUCACAGAGAGCCUGAUGAGCAUCAGCCAGAUGAUGUCACAGCAGGUGACGCAGAGCGAGGAAUCCAUAACCAUGCUGGCAACCUCGUCUCAGGCAGUCCUGGAGAUGAAUGAUGAGUUUAAGGCCAUGACCGGAACCAUCCAGCUAGGGAGAAAGCUCAUCACUAUGUACAACCUCAGGGAGCUCACUGACAAACUGCUAAUCUUCCUCGCUCUCGUACUCUUUCUCACCGUGAUCUUCUACAUCCUCAAGAAGAGGUUAUUUUUCCUCCAGACCAGACACAACUAACUUUAACUAAGUUACUUUUAGAGCAACUUUGAUUCGAGUAACUAUGAUCAUAUAAGAUAAUUUAUGACAUAAGUGAGUCGUGUGAGAUAAGUAUUGUAACAUUAACAUAGUGCUUAUUAAUGUAAAUCCAAAUCAACAUUUUAAAGACUUGUGCACACACACAGUAGAAAUGGCUUUGGGGAUAAGCCUAUUUUAAACAUUAUUUGUUCGUCAUGGAAGGAAUAUCAGCUGUUUGCAAUACUUAGAGGAAAGUUUGAUGGUUAAUGUAACCAAUUGUUAUGAUUAUCAUGUUACUGUAUUAUUUCAUCGCAGGAAGUUAAAGCUGUUGCCCAGUUAUCUAUAUCCUGCUCUGAAAGAGAAAUAAAUGUACUGUAGUAGUUGCCUUAUUUGAUGCAGAUUACAUUUUCUCCUGACCAUUAUUUAAAGUAUAGGGAUUCAUGUCAAUGUGUAACACAUUCUCUGUAAUGUAAUCAGUUUUUGAACAAAACGUUGACUUUAUUAAAUAGUGUAAAAAUAAACAAAAAUGAAUCUCCAAGCAGCAGCGUGGACAUGUAGGAUGUGCAUAUCAACCACACAAGUUUCAGUGACUCUGGUCUAGCAUCUGGUCGUCAGUAUUUCCUUACGGAGCUAGCUGGCUUGGCUCAGCAGUGGUGAGGCCUGCUCUCAGUAGCUGGCAGCAGGGUGAACUGUACUGGGUACAGUGCUGACCAACCAGGGCAGAAAAGCUAGCAGCAGGGUGAACAGUACUGGGUACAGUGCUGACCAACCAGGGCAGAAAAGCUAGCAGCAGGGUGAACUGUACUGGGUACAGUGCUGACCAACCAGGGCAGAAAAGCUAGCAGCAGGGUGAACAGUACUGGGUACAGUGCUGACCAACCAGGGCAGAAAAGCUAGCAGCAGGGUGAACUGUACUGGGUACAGUGCUGACCAACCAGGGCAGAAAAGCUAGCAGCAGGGGGAACUGAGCAGCCCAGGCACCAGGGCAGAAAAGCUAGCAGCAGGGGGAACUGAGCAGCCCAGGCACCAGGGCAGAAAAGCUAGCAGCAGGGGGAACUGAGCAGCCCAGGCACCAGGGCAGAAACAAAUCUGAAAAGCUGUGGCAGUAAUCACAUAGUCACCGAUAAGGAACCAUGCAUCUCUGCCUUUCUUCAGAUAAGACCCAGAAAAGCAGAUUACUCUGACCCGUUUCCCUCUCCUGCUCCCUUUCUUUCCACCGGGGGUGGAGGGUGGGGGGUAUUUUUAGGUUGGCGUGGACCUGUUAUCUGACGUUGCCUUUUCAACACUUUGUAAGGGAUGUGUGUAGAGGGGGGCUGGUAGCUGCAUGACCUCUCCACCCUCUUUAUGGUGAUGGUCUCACAUGUAAUUUGGGAAAUAUAAAUCUGUUUUCAUGUUGACCUUUCUGUUCAGUGUACCAAUAAAGGCCCCUG
Molecule: messenger RNA, 1955 nt
Organism: Oncorhynchus kisutch (coho salmon)
Lineage: Eukaryota; Metazoa; Chordata; Actinopteri; Salmoniformes; Salmonidae
Product: vesicle transport protein SEC20-like
Exons: 4
Biological process (GO): retrograde vesicle-mediated transport, Golgi to endoplasmic reticulum
Cellular component (GO): endoplasmic reticulum; SNARE complex
Molecular function (GO): SNAP receptor activity
Source: RefSeq, a predicted model, not a curated record